GCUAUCUAUUCUUAGAUGACACUUCGGCUGGACUGACCAGGCGAGAGACGAAAAAGAGUGUUAUUUUGUGCUUUCACAAAAGGGGAGGGAAAAAGAACACUCCUUUUUUUUUUCAAAACAAGGCAUACCCACCUGUAUUCCACCCCUCUGUUUCACAGAGCCCAGCAUUUUCCUGCAGUGAAGGAGAGACAAAAUGUCCUUCAGUGUCACUCUCAAUGGAUCUGGUCCGUGGGGCUUCCGUCUGCAGGGAGGGAAGGACUUCAACAUGCCUUUGACCAUCUCCAGGAUCACCCCUGGCAGCAAGGCAGCCCAGUCUCAGAUGAGCCAGGGAGAUAUGGUGGUAGCCAUUGACGGCGUCAACACAGAUGGCUUGACCCACCUAGAGGCCCAGAAUAUGAUCAAAUCAGCAAACUACAACCUGAAUCUUACUCUUCAAAAAUCAAAACGUCCAAUCCCGAUACCAACAAGCACCCCGAGGAUUGAUUCUCCCAUGCCUGUGAUCCCUCAUCAAAAGGAUUCAGUCUUGGAAAUCAGUGGCGACGGAGGAAGCUUCAGUCCCUUAAAUAGCAACUCAGUGGGGGCCAGGAAUAGCAUUUUAGCCAGCAAUGGUGCCCACGCAGGCUACCUCAGCAGACAGGAGACCAGUUUGUCCCAAAGUUCUUCCUUCUUAAUGAGCGCCAGCUUUAGAUCUUCCAUGUCCUCCUCUCAGCCCAUUACCCCUGACCUCUCGCCAGCAAAAUCUGACUUAGGUUCAAGAACAGGCCUGGUCUUUACUCAGGACAAUAAAGCGAAACACCAGCUGAGCCCCGCCAGGCAAUAUAACAACCCCAUUGGCCUUUACUCAGCAGAGACGCUGAAAGAAAUGGCUGAGAUGCAUAAGCUAAGUCUCAGCCGAAGAUCUUCCCAAGGUUCGCUUCUUAGAGGUAACCUUCCUGUUAAAGACCCUCAUGUAGACAGUGCCUCUCCAGUCUAUCAGGCUGUGCUUAAAACUCAAAACAAGUCUGAAGAUGAGCUGGAUGAUUGGAGCCGUCGAUCUUCCAACUUGCAGUCAAAGUCCUUCCGAGUCCUUGCUCAGAUGACAGGAACUGAGUACAUGCAAGAUCCAGAUGAGGAUGCCUUGAGAAGAUCAAGUGUCAAGAAACAUGUUGCCACCACAACUGAAAACAGUACCCCUGUUGAGCAUGAGCCUGUGUCUAUCAGCUGCACCUCUUCUGCUAUGCCUGCUGCUUCAGCCAGUCCGUCUUCUGCUGCUGCUGCUUCUCAUAGUGGUGUCCAUCGGAUGACGCUGCUGCCAGCUUCUGCUUCCUCUGGGGCUUAUGACUCCAUCUCAUCCUCCUGCCAAAGCUUCCACCAUCAAGCUUCGACUUCCGUCGCCUACCAGUCGCAGAAGAGAGGCCAAGCCUACGGCUCAGCUGCGGCUCCCCAUGGCCCAACGCCUUACACAGGCUACAGUGAAGCCCCAGCACCUGCUUCGAAGCCAAGGGUUAUAACCACUGCCAGCAUAAAGCCCUCGGUCUAUCAGCCAGCCGCUCCAGCCCCUGCCCCACCAUCGGUGUCCACACAUACCUAUAUUCCAAGCCAAGCUGAGCCUGCAAGCCGUCCCCCCUGGGUGACGGAUGACUCCUUCUCCCAGAAGUUUGCUCCUGGGAAAAGCACCACCACCGUCACCAAGCACGUUCUGCCAAAGGGUGCUCCAGUUCCUCCGUCUUCUGCCCCGCCUCCCUCCAUUCCUGCAUCCGUCCAGGCUCCUGCUAUCGCCCGGGGAACAAUCCAAAGAGCAGAACGCUGCCCCGCCAGUAGCCGAACUCCGCUCUGUGGACAUUGUAACAGCAUCAUCAGAGGGCCCUUCUUGGUAGCCAUGGGUCGCUCUUGGCACCCUGAGGAAUUCAACUGUGCUUAUUGCAAGACCUCCCUCGCUGAUGUGGGCUUUGUGGAGGAACAGAACAGUGUCUACUGUGAGCACUGCUACGAACAGUUCUUUGCUCCGACCUGUGCCAGAUGCCACACCAAGAUCAUGGGGGAAGUGAUGCAUGCAUUGAGGCAAACGUGGCAUACCACUUGCUUCGUCUGCGCUGCCUGUCGGAAACCGUUUGGAAACAGCCUCUUCCACAUGGAGGAUGGAGAGCCCUACUGCGAGAAAGACUACGUUGCCUUGUUCAGUACCAAAUGUCACGGAUGCGACUUCCCCGUUGAAGCUGGCGACAAGUUCAUUGAAGCCCUUGGUCACACCUGGCAUGAUACGUGCUUCAUUUGCGCUGUCUGCCAUGUCAAUUUGGAAGGUCAGCCAUUUUAUUCGAAGAAAGAUAAACCUCUGUGCAAGAAGCAUGCCCAUGCCAUCAACGUCUAAAGAAAGAUCCGGAAGGGAAUCACGAAGUAAAAAAAAAAGUGUGGAGGUUGAUUCAACAAAUUAAAUAUACCUGUAGAUCACUGUGGAUUUUUGAGAAUAGAGAAGGGAAAAGGGAAGUCACAAAAUUAUGGACACUUUGAAUUAUGCUUUUGUCUGUGCAUAUUAUGCUUUUGUGUGCCACCCUUUGGCACACAAAAGGGUGAACAAAAUAUUCAUAGCUUAACAGCCAACCUGGACUGCAAAUGCUUGAGCAAAGUGAACAAAAUAAGGGGGCAGUUUCUAUGUAAGCAUGUUGACUAGGGUGGCCUUAGCCUAGGAGAACCCAUUAGUGUUAAAGAAAGAAAGAAAGAAAUAGAAUCCUUUCUUAAGUAUUAGAACACAGCUCAAAAGUGCCAAAUUAUGCAAAGUAACUUAGAGUCCAUUGUGAUGAGUCAAUGAAGUAUUCCUCACCAAGACAACAGAAAUAUAUUCCAUUGUUAUAUGUCGUGACUCUUUUUCACAUUACUUAGAUGUGGCAUAACUUUUAGGUGAAAAAAAAUGUAAGCUAGAUAGAAUUAGCUAAAAAAAAAGCAUGCCAUGGACUGACCCAAUCAAAGCUUGAAUUCAAACACAACUAAAAAAAAAAAAAACCUUCUGGUAAUUGUCGCUAAUUACCAGGUUUUCUUGUAUAUAGGUGUGGUUUUUCUGUAUUAAAAAAAAAA
Crotalus tigris (Tiger rattlesnake) is the source of this 3048-nucleotide messenger RNA. RefSeq names its product LIM domain binding 3 (gene LDB3). Gene Ontology annotation, cellular component: filamentous actin; Z disc; stress fiber. The record is from RefSeq and is a predicted model, not a curated record. The coding region runs from base 194 to 2347 and encodes 717 amino acids. Gene Ontology annotation, biological process: heart development; muscle structure development; actin cytoskeleton organization. Lineage: Eukaryota; Metazoa; Chordata; Lepidosauria; Squamata; Viperidae. The transcript has 15 exons. Gene Ontology annotation, molecular function: muscle alpha-actinin binding; actin binding.